Molecule: messenger RNA, 1779 nt
Organism: Meloidogyne enterolobii
Lineage: Eukaryota; Metazoa; Nematoda; Chromadorea; Rhabditida; Meloidogynidae
Source: the annotation of a GenBank genome assembly
AUGAUUGGUGUGUUUGAGGUUUAUAUGAGGGGUUGCCAAAGCCGACGAGUACAUGUGUACACAAAGGGUUAUCACGCUUUACAAGAAGCAUUAGAACAAGUAGAAAAACUUCAAAGAAAAAUAUUUAAUUUAAUUCAAAAUAAUAAUCAGCAAAUAAAUAAUAAUUAUUUUGAAUUAAUUCCCUCUUAUGACGCCUUAUAUUCUUUUGCUGCUGGACUUGUUAAAAAAUUAGGACAAAUGCGUUCUUUAUUGUCAAGAAAAUGUUUUGAUGAAUUUCAAAAUGAAUUGGAAAUAAAUAUAUUAAAAGGGCAAUUAUUAAUUGCUAAUUUACAAGUACUAAAUUGGAUAUAUUUAAUUAAUCCCCCCCCCCUUUUUUUAAAGAUAGAAAGACAACAUUUUCAAUUACAAAUAGAAAACCCUCCUAAAAAACAAUAUUCAACAUUUCUCAAUCGCCGUUCAAUUUCCUUUAAUGGAACAUCUUUUAUUGAAAGAAUUUCGAAUUCUAAAAUUAAAUAUUUCCUUCCAUCUAAAUUAUAUUUACAACAAAAAAACAAAAGAAAACAAACAAUUGGAUUUGAUUCUUUAGUUGAAUUUAAUGAACAAAGUAUUGAAAUGGAAUUUUUACGUUUAUUUGAUUCUGCUUGGAAUUUAUCUAGAAUUUGUGAUAAUAAAGAAGAAAAUAAACAAAUAAUUAAUUCAAAAACAAAAAUAUCUUUAACUAAAGAACAACAACAACAAUUUUCAACAGAAAAUUUUAAAGGAAAAAUUUUACAGAGAAAAACACAAAGUGGAAACAUUACUCUUACUAAUUCACAAAAUAAUCAGCAAUUUAAAUGGUUACAAUCAUCUACUUCCUCCCCUCCCCCACUUUUUCUUCCUCUUCCCCCACCUUCAUCCCCACCAAAACAACAACAAAAUAUUAACAAACAUUUAUUAAAUGAAUUUAUUCCAAAUAAUUCCCCUUCUGGCACUCCAAUAUUUACAAAUAAAUAUUUACAAAAUAAUUAUUUUAAUGAACAAAAAUUAAGUAAUCGUUCACGUCCAAUACUUGUUAGACAAAAUUCUACAACCAAAAAUGAAUAUGAUUUGGAAAAUAAUUGUUCAUUAAAAAUUCAAAAUUUAAUUUCUUCAAAACCAACAGAAAAACAAAAUACUAAUUUUAUUACUAAAUCAAUUUUACAUCCACCAACACCUUCAGCACCUCCAAUCUCUUUAUUAUUAAAUUCUUCAACAAUAAGUAGAAGUGGAAGUCAAACUAAACUUCCACAAUUUAAUAAAAAUUUACUAAUCGACAACAAUCACAACCACCAAUUAAUUUCUUCUUCAAAAUUAAAUAAUUAUUCUAAUAAAAUACAAAAUAAUAAUUUAAUUAAUUUUCCUCCCCCAACUUCCUCUACUCGAAGACCCUUAACUCGUUCUGGUGCUUGUACAGGGGGAGGAAGCCGUUCCCCAACCCCAAAACAAUUAAAUAAUGAAAAUAUUAAAUCAAAAUCUCCAUUUCCAUCAAAUUAUGGCGGAAAUCGUUCAGCAAGUACAAGUCGAUUACCUAAGGCUGUUGGUAGUAAUACUACAAAUACACAUCAAAUAAUUGACGAUCCACAACAACAACAAAAUACUUCUGAUCAAUUUUCUAAUAUCGGACAAAUGCCCAAAGCUGUUAAGAAAGCGGGCAAUUCUUGGCUUAGUAGACUUCGACGUAAAUCUGUUUCUAAUACAGCUACAAAUAAUUAAAAAUAAUUUUUUAUUUUAUUAUUUUCUCUCUAAUUUUAAAAUAAUAAA